AGCUGGUAAUGGAUAUCUUCUUUCUCGCCUCCACACCCUUUUCCGCCUCCAUCCUCGCCGGGAAACACCACGCGGCCGCCAGCUCUUCCGCCUCCACAUGCGCUCUCUCCCUCUCCCUCAAACCCCAAUCCUCCGAAUCCAACAACUCCUCCACCUCUUCUUCCUCCCUUUCCGGCAACAUCCGCCGCCCCAACACCCACCGCAAGUCCGUCAAAUCCUCCCCAUCCAAACAUCCUCCGGCGAAACCAGAGUUCUCCACAAACCCCCUCAAAACCCUCGUAAAUCCCGCAAAUAACCCCAGUGCCAAUUCCAGUUCCCCCAGUCUCACCACGAAGCUCCGGUUAACCAGCAAACUCUCUCCGCCACCACCGGCGCCGUCUCCGCCGACAUUCCCGCAUGAAGAAAGGGGAAAUAGGAUUUCGGGGAAUUCGGUUACGAAUGAACCCCCGGGAGUUGAAUUCCGGCAGCAGGGGAAAAUCUUUGUGGGGAAUCUUCCGUUAUGGAUUAAGAAGCAUGAAUUGGCCGAGUUCUUUCGCCAGUUCGGGCCAAUAAAAAAUGUUAUACUGAUAAAGGGCCACAAUGAGACUGAGAGGAACAUGGGGUUUGGGUUUGUGAUAUACGAUGGAUCUACUGCGGAGAAGGCGGCAAUGAAGGCGGUGGAGUUUGAUGGGGUGGAGUUUCAUGGGAGGGUGUUGACAGUGAAGUUGGAUGAUGGGAGGAGGAUGAAGGAGAGGUCGGAUGACAGACAGAGGUGGGUGGAGGGGGCAGAGGAAGUAGAGUACAAGUCCAAGUGGCACGAAGAGAGGGACCGAUUGCGGAGGGAGUUUCGGAAGGUUUUGGAGACUCAGCCGGAGAAUUGGCAGGCUGUUGUUCGAGCUUUUCAGAGGGUUGAAAAGCCUUCCAGAAAAGAGUUUGGCUUGAUGGUGAACUACUAUGCAAGAAGGGGAGACAUGCAUCGUGCACGUGAAACUUUUGAGAGCAUGCGGGCCAGGGGAAUAGAGCCAACCUCCCAUGUCUAUACAAACUUAAUUCAUGCGUAUGCCGUUGGUAGAGAUAUGGAAGAAGCGCUAGCUUGUGUGAGGAAAAUGAAAGAUGAGGGCAUUGAAAUGAGCUUGGUAACUUACAGCAUUCUUGUUGGGGGAUUUGCUAGAGUUGGUAAUGUUGAAGCUGCAGAUCAAUGGUUUAAGGAGGCAAAAGAGAGACACACACCAUUGAAUGCCAUCAUAUAUGGAAAUAUAAUAUAUGCUCAUUGCCAAACCUAUAACAUGGAUCAAGCUGAAGCUUUGGUGAGGGAGAUGGAAGAAGAAGGUAUUGAUGCACCUAUUGAUAUCUAUCACACCAUGAUGGAUGGUUACACAAUGAUUGGAGAUGAAGAUAAAUGUCUAGUUGUUUUUAGGAGGCUUAAGGAAUGUGGAUUUUUGCCUUCAGUAAUCAGUUAUGGAUGCCUUAUUAAUCUUUACACUAAGAUGGGAAAAAUUUCCAAAGCCUUGGAGGUCAGCAAUAUGAUGAAGUUGGCGGGUAUAAAACAUAACAUGAAAACUUACUCUAUGUUGAUUAAUGGAUUUAUAAAAUUGAAAGAUUGGGCAAAUGCUUUUGCUAUAUUUGAAGAUUUAGUCAGAGAUGGCUUAAAGCCAGAUGUUAUUCUGUACAAUAACAUCAUCAGAGCUUUUUGUGGCAUGGGUUGCACGGAUCGUGCCCUUCGUACUGUUGAGAAAAUGCAAAGAGAGAGGCACAGGCCUACUUCACGAACAUUUAUGCCGAUCAUACAUAGGUUUGCAAGAGCUGGAGAGAUGAGAAGAGCACUAGAGGUUUUUGAUAUGAUGAGGAGGAGUGGCUGCAUUCCAACUGUGCACACCUUCAAUGCUUUGGUUUUAGGCCUUGUUGAAAAGCGUCAGAUGGAAAAAGCUGUUGGAAUAUUAGAAGAGAUGUUGCUGGCUGGUAUUUCUCCAAAUGAGCAUACGUAUACAACCAUCAUGCAUGGUUAUGCAUCACUUGGUGAUACUGGAAAAGCUUUUGAAUAUUUUACCAAAGUGAAAAAUGAGGGGUUGGAGCUUGACGUGUAUGCUUAUGAGGCAUUGCUCAAGGCAUGUUGCAAGUCUGGCAGGAUGCAAAGCGCGUUAGCAGUGACGAAAGAAAUGAGUGCUCAGAAGAUUCCAAGAAACACCUUUGUCUACAACAUAUUAAUUGAUGGAUGGGCUCGGCGAGGUGAUGUUUGGGAGGCUGCUGACUUGAUGCAACAAAUGAAAAAAGAAGGGGUUCAGCCAGACAUCCAUACUUAUACAUCUUUUAUAAAUGCGUGUUGCAAAGCUGGAGACAUGCAAAGGGCAGCAAAAACAAUUGAUGAAAUGCAAGUUGUGGGAGUGAAGCCAAAUGUGAAAACCUAUACUACACUUAUACAUGGGUGGGCACGGGCAUCUCUCCCAGAGAAAGCUUUAAGAUGCUUCGAAGAGAUGAAGAAGGCCGGACUGAAACCAGACAAAGCUGUAUACCAUUGUUUAAUGACAUCAUUGUUGUCCAGGGCUACUUUAGCAGAAGAAUACAUUUAUUCAGGAAUUCUGUCUGUGUGUGGAGAAAUGGUCCAAUCUGAAAUAAUAGUCGACAUGGGGACUGCAGUUCACUGGGCCAAGAGCUUACGCAAGAUUGAGAGGACGGGUGGAGAGAUCACAGAAGCACUACAGAAGACCUUCCCUCCUGAUUGGAACUUGCACAAUACUAUCAAUGCAAAUUCAGAUUUGGGCAAAAGUGAUGAUGGAUUAGACAUUAGUGAUGACGAUGGCAAAGCUUCAUCAUCAUAUUAUGAUUCCAACAGUGACAGUGAAGAUGAAGAUCAUCAAAACCAGUUUUGACCAGAGAAUAUGGCUUUAAACUACAAGUUACCCAAAUAUUGGACAGUUACUGUAGUCCCUGACCUGGUUUCCGGUAUGUAGUCCUAUCUGCAUCUUCUAAUUUUAUUUAAUAUGGGGAUCUACUGUUUCUCUUCUUUUCUUUUCUUUAUUUCACUGGUAAAUUGUCACACUACUUGGGGGGAUUAAGGCUUGUAAUUGUUGUUGUUGCUAUCUCUUGUAACAUAUCAAGGAAGUGAGUUUUUAGGCUCCCCAUCA
Molecule: messenger RNA, 3101 nt
Organism: Diospyros lotus (date-plum)
Lineage: Eukaryota; Viridiplantae; Streptophyta; Magnoliopsida; Ericales; Ebenaceae
Product: pentatricopeptide repeat-containing protein At5g04810, chloroplastic
Exons: 10
Coding region: 9-2846 (945 amino acids)
Molecular function (GO): protein binding; RNA binding
Source: RefSeq, a predicted model, not a curated record